This is a messenger RNA of Solanum verrucosum, 441 nucleotides long. RefSeq names its product protein PELPK2-like. Lineage: Eukaryota; Viridiplantae; Streptophyta; Magnoliopsida; Solanales; Solanaceae. The record is from RefSeq and is a predicted model, not a curated record. Bases 92 to 412 code for a protein of 106 amino acids. The transcript has a single exon.
AAACUUAAUUCUCAAUUCCUAUUUUCAACAUUCACAUAUUCUAUAUAAACUUGUUAAAAGUGAAACUUAAAAGUACAAUCAAUCUUCAACAAUGUCUUACAACCACAAUCAAUCUUUUUUCAUGUUAUUAGUUAUCACUUUGUCAAUAACAAGUUGCUAUGUAAUUCAAGCAGAAGCGCGCUAUCUUCUUGAAGUAACUAUUCCUGAGCUUCCUAAGCCUGAAAUGCCACAACUCCCGGAGAUCCCAACUAUACCAAAGCCUGAAUUUCCUGAAAUUCCAAAACCUGAGCUACCAACUCUACCAAAGCCUGAACUUCCAACAUUGCCAAAACUCGAGAUGCCUGUCAUUCCUAAGCCUGAACUACCAACUUUGCUAAAGCCAGAAAUUCCUCAAGUGCCUAAAAAGCCUUGAGGAAAUAUAUAUGAAAUGCUCUUUGAUUC